This is a messenger RNA of Filobasidium floriforme, 1104 nucleotides long. RefSeq names its product putative cytoplasm protein. Gene Ontology annotation, cellular component: cytoplasm. Lineage: Eukaryota; Fungi; Basidiomycota; Tremellomycetes; Filobasidiales; Filobasidiaceae. The record is from RefSeq and is a predicted model, not a curated record. The transcript is spliced from 17 exons. Gene Ontology annotation, molecular function: GTP binding; GTPase activity. The coding region runs from base 1 to 1104 and encodes 367 amino acids. Gene Ontology annotation, biological process: cytoplasmic translation.
AUGGGUGUUCUAGAAAAGAUUGCGGAGAUUGAGAAGGAGAUGGCGAGGACCCAGAAGAACAAGGCGACGGAGUACCAUUUGGGUACAUUGAAGGCCAAGUUGGCGAAGUACCGACACCAGCUCCUUGAACCGGACAAGAAGGGGCCCAAGGGAGAGGGAUUCGAUGUCAUGAAGAGUGGAGAUGCCCGAGUGGCUCUGAUAGGUUUCCCGUCGGUCGGCAAGUCGACGCUGUUGUCCAAGAUGACGAAGACGGAGAGUAUUACUGGAGCAUACGAGUUCACGACAUUGACGGCGAUUCCGGGAGUACUGGAGUACGAAGGAGCUCGGAUACAGCUGCUCGAUUUGCCCGGUAUCGUCGAGGGAGCUGCGAUGGGUCGAGGACGUGGUCGACAAGUCGUCAGUGUUGCCAAGACUGCGGACGUGAUUAUCAUCAUGAUGGAUGCUACCAAGUCGAAUGAGCAGCGAAAGUUGUUAGAGGCGGAGUUGGAAGCCGUUGGAAUACGACUGAACACAUCACCACCCGACGUGGUGUUCAAGCCCAAAUCUGCAGGCGGCAUCACCAUCAACAAUACCGUCAAACUGACAAAGAUUGACGAAAGAAUGAUCAAGUCGAUCUUGCAAUCAUAUAAAAUGAGCAAUUGUGAUGUGAUGCUCAGAGAAGAUAUCACACCGGACGAGUUUAUCGAUGUACUCCUCGGAACGCGAAAAUAUGUGCCUUGUCUCUACGUCUUCAACAAGGUCGACGCCGUCUCGAUCGAGACGAUUGAGGAAAUCUGCCAGGAGAACGACGGGAGGAACGUUGUUAUCAGCGCUGAGCUCGGGCUCGGGUUGGACACCCUGAUGGACCGAAUUUGGGAGGAGUUGAGACUCGUCAAGAUUUACACCAAGAAGCGGGGUUUCGCUCCUGAUCUGCAUGACCCAGUUUGUAUGCGACCCGGCGCCACUAUCGAGGACGUGUGUCACUCUGUCCAUCGAAGUUUGGCUUCGCAUUUCAAAUACGCGCUUGUAUGGGGCAAAUCAUCCAAAUUCUCGCCUCAGCCUCAGAAGGUCGGUCUAUCACACGUCGUCGCGAACGAGGAUGUGGUGAGCAUCUUCACAAAGUAG